Messenger RNA from Achroia grisella, 3486 nucleotides. Its product is annotated as glutamate receptor 1-like. Gene Ontology annotation, molecular function: glutamate-gated receptor activity; transmitter-gated monoatomic ion channel activity involved in regulation of postsynaptic membrane potential. The transcript is spliced from 17 exons. Gene Ontology annotation, biological process: modulation of chemical synaptic transmission; monoatomic ion transport; synaptic transmission, glutamatergic. Gene Ontology annotation, cellular component: plasma membrane; postsynaptic membrane. The record is from RefSeq and is a predicted model, not a curated record. NCBI's taxonomy places the organism in Eukaryota, Metazoa, Arthropoda, Insecta, Lepidoptera, Pyralidae. The coding region runs from base 1 to 2463 and encodes 820 amino acids.
AUGUGGCACAAAAGACAGAUGAAAGUAUGCAACCAGUUCAGUCGUGGAGUGAUCGCCAUGAUGAGUGCAGUGUCUCCGGACUCCUUUGAUACCUUACAUUCGUACACCAACACCUUCCAAAUGCCAUUUGUCACUCCGUGGUUUCCUGAAAAGGUGAUCCCUCCGUCAUCUGGAUUAGUUGAUUAUGCUGUCAGCGUGAGACCCGACUACCACCGUGCGGUCAUUGACACCAUCACCUAUUACGGCUGGAAGAACGUUAUCUACAUCUACGAUUCUCAUGAUGGUCUCCUUCGUCUGCAGCAGCUGUACCAGAGUCUUCAACCCGGCAACGCGACAUUCAGAAUUUCGAACGUGAAACGUGUAACCAACGCAACGGAGGUGGUGGCCUUCCUUAUCGCAAUUGAACGUCUCGACCGUUGGAGUAACAAAUACGUUGUUCUCGAUUCAACAACUAAACUCGCGAAAGAUGCUCUAAUUUUGCACGUACGUGACGUGCAACUUGGACGAAGAAACUACCAUUACUUCCUCAGUGGACUAGUUAUGGACGAUCGUUGGGAGAAGGAGGUCACGGAAUUUGGAGCUAUUAACAUAACUGGAUUUAGAGUCCUGGACUUCUCUAGAAAAGUUGUGAGCGACUUUAUAGGCCUGUGGAACAAGGGCACAAUUUCAUCUCAAGCGGCUCUCACGGCGGAUGCUGUGCAUGUUCUAGUCGACUCCAUUUUACGUCUUCUACGGAAGAAACCGGACGUAUUCAGAAAUUUCAUGAGACGCAAUGCCAUGGCCAAUAAUACCAACAAGACACUCGACUGUAACCCCAAGCAAGGCAAGAUAAUACCCUACGAGCACGGCGACAAGAUAUCCCGGCUGAUUAAAAAGACGGAGAUAGAUGGUUUGACUGGCACCAUACGGUUCAAUGAAGCAGGUCACAGGAAAAACUUCUCGCUACAAGUUAUGGAGCUUACCGUCGAUGGAGAUAUGGUUAAGAUUGCAACAUGGUACGAUCACAUGGGCUUAAUCCCAGUAAAAGCCAAACUGUCGCCGAUAGAUGUUCCUGGCUUGUAUAACCGCAACAAAACGUACAUAGUGUCCACCAUCGAGGAAUCCCCUUACAUUAUGCGGCAGGGCCCUAACCCCGAAGGAACUAACGACCCUUACAAAGGGUUCUGUGUCGACCUCGCCGAAAUGCUGUCACAGAAGCUGGAAAUCAAAUAUCAAAUACGCUUGGUUAAAGACGGUAAAUACGGAAAUGAGAAUCCCAAAAUAGUCGGUGGCUGGGACGGCAUGAUUGGAGAAAUUCUGAGAAAGGAAGUAGAUAUGGUCAUAGCUCCGCUGACUGUGACUGUAGAGAGAGAGACGGUGGUAGACUUCAGCAAACCAUUCCUGUCCUUUGACGUUAAACCGGAUGGUAAAGACAAAGGCUCUAUUUUCAGCUUCCUAUUUCCACUAUCGAAAGAAAUAUGGCUAUGCAUCCUGUGCAGUAUAUUCGCAGUUAGCGUGGUUUUAUUCAUCGUGUCGAGAUUUUCGCCUUACGAAUGGCGUGUUGUCUCUUUCACUGAUACCCAGUCGUCUGAACACUCAGAAGUCGCGACUACGAAGACUACGGUUGUCAAUGAGUUCAACUUCUGGAAUGCCCUGUGGUUUUCACUGGGCUCAUUCAUGCAACAGGGUAGUGAGAUUACUCCAAGAUCUGUGUCUGGAAGGAUCGUUGGAUCAGUGUGGUGGUUCUUUACGUUGGUAGUGAUAUCCUCGUACACCGCAAACAUGGCGUCGUAUUUAACACUCGCACGCAUCUCCGAACCUAUUCCAUCUUAUGAGAAAAUAGCCAUGUGCCCUGAGGACACUUCAGAUACACAAAGGAGUGUUGCAAUCCAUCAAGAUAUCGCAGCAGAUGAGCAUGGCUGGCUGGCUUUCCUUAUCGACAAAUCUGGUAAACCGGACUACAAACCUUGCGAGAUGAUAGUGACUAUCACAAACACUGGUGUUAAGGACUUCGCCAUUGCACUGCCCAAGGGAUCCAAGCUUCGGGAUGGCAUCAAUUUGGCUCUGCAGUCGUUAAAGAAUGAUGGAGAAAUACAAAAGCUCGUUCGUAAAUGGUUCACGAAGAGUGAAUGUGACCUUAACGAACCGUACAUCCGUGGAACUGAGUUGUCGUUGAACCAAGUGGCCGGACUGUUCUAUGUGCUUAUGGUGGGUUUGGCAGUCGCUCUAUGUGUGGCGCUUCUAGAAUUCUGCCAUCACGGCAGAACUGAGGCAGCACGUUCCAAUAUACCACUUGGGACAGCCCUGAAAUCCAAAGCUCGCAUGAAUCAGCGGCCUGAAAGCAAAACUCCACCGCAACGUACCCCGCAGCGCGAACACGACCGUCUCGGAUGGAAUGGGGGCGCCUUCACUGGUUACUACUCGCCUGCCAACCAGAUCGGUCAAGAGGAGACGGCGUUGCACGCUAGCUUUACGCAGGUUUGAUCCUCAGCCAGGGACGCUGGUGUCGUACGCCGACCGUCCCACUCUAAGCAGCUUUCGAGCUCAGUCGACCUCUACCAGCUGUAAAGAAGAUCGACUAGAUGACAGCAUACUAUCUAUCGGUACUACUGCACUAUGAAAAUAUAAUUUCUCUUUGAAACCAUUGGAAAUGUAUUCCUAAAUUGUCAGUUUUUAAAUAUUACGUACUGCUUUCGAAUUGUAUGGUAAUUUUUAUGAGUAUAUAUGAUUUCGUUUUCUCUUUCUUUACAGUGAAAUGUUUGGUUAUAUACCAAAUUGUUCGAUUACGUUCAGAAUGUUAGAAAAAAUUGACGUCAUUUAUUAAAAUACACGGUACCGAUGGAUAGUCUAUUCAAAGUGACCGACUAAUGCUAUGAUUUAUGACUGUGUAACUUUGAGGAACUGCCUUUAAAAAUCCUCUAAUCAAAAAUGUAUGAAGUCUUAAAUAUCUUUUACGUAUAUCCCCGGGAUAAGGACUUCCAUUCUUGGUUACAGGAUCUUUUUGAUCCUGUACUAUGUUAAUAUUUUUAUCACUAUAAUGACGAACUCUUCAGUAAUCAACUUAUUUACAAGCUUAUUUCUUACUUUUGUUGAGGUUUCGUCGGAUAAAUAUUGCAUUUAAUCUUUAUAUUACAUACUUGAAUAGAAAUAAUCGAGCUGUGAAUACUUUUUUUUUUAGCAAUGGAUGUCAAAUGAGAUUUGAUAGUCAUGCAAAAUUGAACAGAAAAUAAAAGAAUUUAAGACUUAUAUUCGAUCGUUAUUGAUUAGGAUUGAUAUUGAGAUGAGAUUGUGUCAAUACUGAAGGUGCUUAUAAAGAUAAUGUUCUAGGAAUGUCUGCUAGCAAAGCUGCUUGUAUUCGUAAUCACUAUCUUCAUUUUCUACACUUGUUUUAUGUGUGUAAUGCAAAAUGUUUUUCAGUCUACACCAACAAGUUAUCCGAAGAAACCUGAAACAAAAUAUAGAUAAAUUAGAAAACUAAAAUUGAAAAUGAUUCUAAUGAAAUUUUAA